Naumovozyma castellii is the source of this 1050-nucleotide messenger RNA. RefSeq names its product lipid-binding protein PIL1 (gene PIL1). The record is from RefSeq and is a predicted model, not a curated record. The transcript has a single exon. The coding region runs from base 1 to 1050 and encodes 349 amino acids. Lineage: Eukaryota; Fungi; Ascomycota; Saccharomycetes; Saccharomycetales; Saccharomycetaceae.
AUGCAUAGAACCUACUCCUUGAGAAACUCAAGAGCACCCACAGCAGCGCAACUGCAAAGUCCUCCACCACCCACCUCGACCACGAAGAGCAGAUUCUUCGGUAAGGGUGGUAUCGCUUACAAUUUCCGUACCAAGACCGCUGGUCAAUGGGGGCCUGAAUUGUCCCGUAAAUUGUCCCAAUUGGUCAAGAUCGAAAAGAACGUGUUGAGGUCCUUGGAAGUCGCCGCCAAUGAGAGACGUGAUGCUGCUAAGCAGUUGUCCGUUUGGGGGUUGGAGAACGAUGAUGAUGUCUCGGAUAUUACUGAUAAAUUGGGGGUCUUGAUUUACGAAAUUAGUGAAUUGGAUGACCAAUUUAUUGAUAGAUACGAUCAGUAUCGUCUUACUUUGAAGUCCAUUAGAGACAUUGAAGGGUCCGUGCAACCUUCCAGAGAUAGAAAGGAUAAGAUCACUGAUAAGAUUGCCUAUUUGAAAUAUAAGGAUCCUGCAUCUACUAAGAUUGAAAUCUUGGAACAAGAAUUAGUGAGAGCGGAAGCUGAAUCAUUGGUUGCAGAGGCACAAUUAUCAAAUAUUACUAGAUCAAAAUUGAGAGCUUCAUUUAAUUAUCAAUUCGAUUCUAUAAUUGAACAUUCUGAAAAGAUUGCUCUUAUUGCUGGAUAUGGGAAGGCAUUGUUGGAAUUACUAGAUGAUUCUCCAGUGACCCCCGGUGAAACAAGACCAGCUUACGAUGGAUAUGAAGCCUCGAAGCAAAUUAUUAUUGAUGCUGAAAGUGCAUUGAAUGAAUGGACUUUGGAUUCCGCCCAAGUGAAACCAACUUUGAGUUUCAAACAAGAAUACGAUUACACUGAUGAUGAAGAAGAAGAAGAAGAAGAACCAAUACCAGAAGAAGAGGAAGAUUUGGAAGAUCACGUAUCGCAACUUGACCCAGAACAACAAGCGGGCCAAAGAUGGUCUGAUGACGAGUUGGAGCCUGAACAUCAAGAGGGUGAAGAAGAAAUAGAUGAACAGGUGGAAGAAGAGGGCGAACAAGAGGGCGAACAAGCAACUGCCUAA